CCUGCCUGUAGUCACGGGAGAGAGACAGAGAUGAUGCCACGAGCCAGACUGUUUCAGACCUUCUAACAUAUUCAAAUGAGGCACCUUAGAAAUCUCUGUGUUAGUGCAUAUGAUGGUGCUGUAAUCGUCUGUGUUGUAAAGUGGGUAAAAAUCAUCCAGUUUCUUCUCUGCUGGACCUCAACACAGGGUGUUGUUUAUACCCUCCCAUUAUCCGUACCCUCUCCUCUCUGAAUGUGGAUUUAAAGAAGCAAGUACCUGUCUUUUCUUUCCACUUCAUUUUUUUUAAGCCAAACUUUCCAUGCCAUUUUAAUUGUAUGUUAAGAAGAUCUGUAACAUAACACAUUGACUUAUAGUGAUGUCGAAUUCUACAAUCUGGGCAAUUCUGCCAACAAGAUUUAAUGCACUUUAACUGAAGAAAAAACUGAGCCUAACUGAAAAUCUGUUUCUUAUGGUGCUGAAAUAUCCCUUCCGACUGCACUGAGAUAACCACAGGAAAGGGCUUUUACAGGCAAAAGUCACCUUUGAUUAUUGCACUUAGCGGUCCCCGUGGACUUGAAUUUUGGAAACAUUGCUUUCCUUUGUUCAUUAUCUCCUGCAAGAUGAUGAGUUCUAAUCAGGAGGAGGUCACUUUGGGCGCUUUUCUCCAGUAUAUUGAAGACAUGGGGAUGAAGGCCUAUGAUGGCUUGGUUAUACAGAAUGCAUCAGACAUUGCUCGAGAGAAUGAUCGCAUGAGGAAUGAAACAAACCUGGCUUACUUGAAAGAAAAGAGUGAAAAACGCCGAAAACAAGAAGAAGCAAUAAAACGCAUAGGUGGAGAAGUAGCAAGAGGAAAUGAAGGCAGCUACGUGGGGAAACAUUUCCGCAUGGGAUUUAUGACAAUGCCUGCUCCUCAGGACAGACUGCCACACCCCUGCUCCAGUGGCUUCACUGUCAGAUCCCAGUCUCUUCACUCAGUUGGAGGAACCGAUGAUGAGAGCAGCAGCUCUCGAAAGCAGCCACCUCCAAAACCGAAACGAGACCCCAACACCAAACUGAGCACCUCGUCUGAAACAGUCAACACUGGAACAACAAGCAAAAGUGGGAAACUACCGGACAGGACUGAAGUGUCAGCCAAACCAAGACCUCACAGUGAUGAGUACACAAAGAAGAUUCCACCUCCUAAGCCGAAACGAAACCCAAACACUCAGCUAAGCACAUCUUUUGAUGAAACUUAUAUCAAAAAGCAUGGCCCUAUGAAGGCAACCCUCACUAGGGAUGCCUCACUCUCACAGGUCAGCAGUCCUGCUCCAGACACAGAGGAAGAAGAGCCUGUUUAUAUUGAAAUGGUUGGGAAUAUUCUCAGAGACUUCAAAAAAGAUGAGGAUGACCAAAGUGAAGCGGUCUACGAGGAGAUGAAAUACCCUAUAUUUGAUGAUGUAGGCCAAGAUUCAAAAUGUCAAUGUGAAUAUGACCAUCACACUUGUUCUUCUCAGUGUGCUACUCCCACAGUGCCUGACCUAGAUUUCACCAAGUCUUCAGUGCCAUCUACUCCCAAGGGCUUGCUUUGUGACAUACCCCCGCCAUUUCCAAACCUGCUUUCUCACAGACCUCCACUGCUGGUGUUCCCACCAGCACCAGUGCAGUGUUCCCCCAAUUCUGACGAGUCUCCUCUAACUCCUCUGGAGGUCACAAAGCUUCCCGUCUUAGAAAACGUGUCUUACAUCAAACAGCAAGCUGGAGCUUCUCCAUCUUCACUGCCACCUCAUACACCAGGCCAUCAAAAACUGGAGAAAGACCAGACAGUAUCUCAUGGAACUAGCACCCCUGGGCACACCUCCUCACCUCCUCAUCCUUCUACCUUAUACAGAACGCAGUCUCCACACGGUUAUCCUAAAAGUCACUCUGCCUCACCUUCUCCUGUCAGUAUGGGUAGGUCUCUUACCCCCUUAAGCCUCAAAAGACCUCCACCUUACGACUCUGUACAUUCAGGAAGUCUUUCAAGAAGCUCUCCAUCAGUGCCUCAUUCUACAGCCAGAAACACAUUGCAAGAAGGAGGAAAGAUGGUCAGUGUCUCGGUCAGCACCUAUGGAUCAUCAUCUCAGAGCAGUUCCCGUUCUCGGACACCCACCAGUCCCCUGGAGGAGCUAACCAGCCUCUUCACCUCAGGACGAAGUCUCCUGAGGAAGUCCUCCAGUGGCAGAAGAUCUAAGGAACCUGCAGAAAAACCACUGGAUGAGCUGAAGAUCAGAAGUCACAGCACUGAACCACUCCCAAAGCUGGAAAACAAAGAGAGAGGACAUCAUGGGACAGCUUCCUCUAGGGAGCCAGGGAAAGCUCAGGAAUGGGAUGGAACGCCAGGCCCUCCUGUGGUGUCCAGCAGGCUGGGGAGAUCCUCUGUCAGCCCAACCAUGCUGGCUGGAGGCAACAGCUCAGAGUCUAAAUCAAGCUGCCGGUUGGGCCGGUCCGCGUCCACGUCAGGAGUGCCUCCUCCGUCUGUGGCGCCGCUCAGGCAGCCCAGCGACCUCCAGCCGAGCCAGGUGACGUGCAUGCAAUGGUUGCAAGGGGACCAUACGAUGCUGGACAUGAUUGAAAAAAAGCGUUGCCUCUGCAAAGAGAUCAAAGCUCGACAGAAAUCAGAGAAAGGACUCUGCAAACAGGACAGCAUGCCUAUUCUGCCGAGUUGGAAAAAGAAUGCUGGGACCAAGAAGUACAGCCCUCCUCCUUAUUCCAAACAACAGACUGUUUUCUGGGACACUGCAAUUUGACAGGCCUGUGGAGGAUGCCCUCUCCACUGUGUGGCACCAAGCACAGGUAGCCUGCUUUCU
This is a messenger RNA of Sturnus vulgaris (Common starling), 2804 nucleotides long. It is a transcript of the gene NYAP2, whose product is annotated as neuronal tyrosine-phosphorylated phosphoinositide-3-kinase adaptor 2. NCBI's taxonomy places the organism in Eukaryota, Metazoa, Chordata, Aves, Passeriformes, Sturnidae. Gene Ontology annotation, biological process: phosphatidylinositol 3-kinase/protein kinase B signal transduction; neuron projection morphogenesis. The record is from RefSeq and is a predicted model, not a curated record.